Molecule: messenger RNA, 1384 nt
Organism: Suricata suricatta (meerkat)
Lineage: Eukaryota; Metazoa; Chordata; Mammalia; Carnivora; Herpestidae
Product: kelch domain-containing protein 4-like
Exons: 3
Coding region: 1073-1384 (103 amino acids)
Molecular function (GO): protein binding
Source: RefSeq, a predicted model, not a curated record
UGGGGGGGGGGGGGGUGUGUGACCUGACAGCGCUGUGGCCAAGGUCCACAGCGGCGAGAAGUCACAGUGACGGUAUGCACCCGACGGCCGGUUGUGAGGGCAGGUCAGAGAAGUGUCUGUCGGGGACAGCUGACCUGCACGUCACACCACGGCAGGUCCUCAGACAGCGGGGCCUCUGGGCUUGCGACGGCCACACGUGCCACGGGGUCUCGGCACAGAGAAGGGGUGCUGGGGGAAACUGAGGAGAUCUGAAUAGACUAUGGACUUUACUUAAUUAAAUAAAUCAUUAUUAAUAGGACUUUGUCAGCAUCUGGUCCUUAAUUAGCGAGUGUUGUCAUGCACGGAGCGCAUUCUUAGUAGGGAAACUGAGUCCUUGAUUUGUCUGUAAAUGAAAAACUCACCGGAAAUUCAAGUUGGUGAAAAAUGAGGGAUUUAAAAGGUAAACACAAAGAUGAAGUUAACAUUGCCCAAGCCCCUCCCCACAGGAUGGCCGUUUGCUGCGUGUUUUCCCGAACCGCACCAUCUAGGUGCCUUGUGAGCACCAGGGGCCGUGGCUGUGCGCGGAGAGGCCACGGCCGGCUGCCUGCUGCUCGGAGCGUGAACUCGGCCCUUGCAGUGAGGCCCGGGCACACACACGGAAAAACGAAGGGGCCGGAGACAUGGGGGAGUUGCCGAUGGCUCUGCUGUGGCCUCGGGAGAAGUCCCCAGGGGCUCUCCCAGGGCCCCUCCACCUGGAUGCGGGCGGCUGCAGAAGCCGUGGACGCACCAGCGGCAGUGCUGGAAUGUUCCUGGCUCAACGGUGGGUUUUCAGGUUUAAAAUCUAUUCUGAAUACUUAAUAAAUGACACCAACGUUUUUAUCUCGUCCGCUCGGUGAGGUCAGGAUCGAACUGGUCGUGGUUCAUACUUUCUUUGAAGCUGCUCCUGAGCUCUCCCCCCCCACUCCGUCUCCCAGCAAGAAGCAGGACCGCAAGCCUGAGGGGACCAUGAGGGACAUUGUGGGUGGCACCCGGCCAGUUCUUAUAAGACUCCUGGUUCCUUCUGCAGAGAGUCAAGAAGGACGUGGACAGAGGCAUGCAGCAUUCCGACAUGUUCCUGCUGCAGCCUGUGGACGGAAGGGAAGGCAAGUGGGGAUGGACUCGUCUUAACCCUGCGGGGGACAAGCCCACUCCGAGGUCUGGCUUUUCGGUGGCUGUGACCCCGAACCAUCAGACGCUGCUGUUCGGGGGGGUAUGUGACGAGGAGGAGGAGGAGAGCCUGGAGGGGGAUUUCCUCAACGACCUGCACCUCUACGACGCCACCAGGAACCGCUGGUUUGCGGGGCAGCUGAAGCAGGACGUGAUGGGCCAGUUGGAAGGAACGGCCAUGCCUAGGUCAGCCGUGUAG